This is a messenger RNA of Vollenhovia emeryi, 1683 nucleotides long. Its product is annotated as zinc finger protein 622. Bases 572 to 1633 code for a protein of 353 amino acids. The record is from RefSeq and is a predicted model, not a curated record. Gene Ontology annotation, cellular component: preribosome, large subunit precursor. Gene Ontology annotation, biological process: ribosomal large subunit biogenesis. Gene Ontology annotation, molecular function: zinc ion binding; nucleic acid binding. The transcript has 3 exons. Lineage: Eukaryota; Metazoa; Arthropoda; Insecta; Hymenoptera; Formicidae.
UAUGCAAAAGUGUGUGCUCCUCGCUGAAGCCUACUAGCUCAGAAACAGAUACGCCCCCUGACCAAGUGGAUGUCAACUACGUCCGUUCACUCGGUAACGGUACACAAGCUAUGGUUCAUGUCCAAACUUCUCAGACGGAUAUGAGUCAGAUGAGAUAAUUGAGUGAAUAAAUCUAUUGUUCUAAAUAAUACAAAGUCAGAACGAUUAAUUGAUUCGCUUGUUUAUCUCAUCCGACUGUAUCCAUUUGAGAAGUUUGAACAUGAACCGUAGCUUGUGUACCGUUACCGAGUGAACGGACGUAAUUGACAUACACUUUGUCAGGGGGCACAUCUGUUUCUGAGCUAGUAGACUUGCGAUGGCCCGAUGACCGCUCUCACGUUUCUCUCUGGUAGCUUACGACGUAGUCUCUUGUGGACCGUUCCUUGACUUCUCUGUGAUACUUGUGUCGAAAGAUUUUGUCAGAUUGUCGAUUUUUAUAUACGAGAGUUACGCGAACAUUCCUCGAAAUUAUCGGAAUAGGAAUCCCACCAGGCACACAUUAACUGCAGCUUACUGAAGGACGAGAAAUACAAUGAGCAAUUCUCAGGAGAGCUUUACUUGUUGGACCUGCAAAGUCAAGUUCACAGAUUUGGCGAUAUUCAGAAGUCAUUAUCGUUCCGAAUGGCAUAGGUACAAUCUUCAUUUAACGACGAAUGGAUUGCAUUCGAUGAGUCUCGAGGACUUCCUGACGAAGUCCGCCAAUAGCUUGGAUGAUAAAAAUAAACAGAGCUGUGAGGUUUGCCAGAAGGAGUUUAAGGAUCAGAAACAGUACGAGCAUCAUAUGUCCUCGAAGACUCAUAAAAAGAGGCAAGAGAAAAAGCUUGCUUUCAGCAAUAUUCAGAGAGAUACAGACGAGAAGGAAAGCGACACAGAUUCGGAACCACCACCUUUGGAAUCUUUCUCGUAUAACAAGUUUAAGUGCUACGAUUGCCUAUUCUGUUACUAUCGUGUUACUAUGGAUUUAGAGUCUAUUAUGAAGCACAUGGUGGAGAUGCAUUCGUUUUUCGUACCUGAUCUUGAGUACUGCGUGGAUCUAGGGGGCCUUCUCGAGUAUUUGGCAGAGAAAAUAUGUACCGAAUUCCAGUGUAUUUGGUGCAAUGAGUCAGGAAGGAGAAUGCAGAGCAGAGAAGCGGUGAAGAUGCACAUGAUCGAGAAGGGCCACUGCAAGAUGUUGUUCGAAGGAGAGACAAUGCUCGAGUAUUCGUCUUUCUAUGAUUACUCGUCCAGUUAUCCGGACGCCGAGGAUGCCGAUCCGGAUGAAGAUUUACCGGAAUCGCCAGAGACUUUAGACGACGAGGUUUAUGUGAUGAAGCUACCGUCUGGCAAGUCGAUCGUCCAUCGUUCCUUGGCACUUUAUUACAAACAGAACGUACCCGUGGAAACCACAUUGACGAUAAAGAACCAUAAUUAUUGGCUGCGCAAGCAGGCGUUGAAACAGAUAUCGCUUGGUAACGAGACUAGACAGCUGGAAAUCGCCCAGAAGACAACGCGAGACGUUCGGAAGUUACAGCAAAUUCAAGCCAAGUACUCAACGCAGCUACAAGUCAAACAGAACAAACUGCAGAAGCAUUUCAGGCCGCAAACGAACUUUUAACCAUACUUGUAUUCUAGUUCGUUAAUAAAAUAUAUAAUUUUUUAACACAU